UCUUUUUCUGUGUAAUGUCGGUUCAAGUUUUUUAAACUUGACAUCGCCUUUGAUGGCGGCAGAACCAGAAUUAGGUUUUCACUUCCCAAUCUCCGGAAAACGAAUAACAAAUCAGAUUGAGUCAGAAGUCUUUCAUUUUUGAUUAUUGAUUUCUCUUCUCUUCUCCCGGCAGAGACAGAGAAGAGACGAUCCUUUUUUUUUGUUUUUGUUUAUCUAGGGUUUUUAUAGAGAGGGGUCUCAGAGAUCUAUGCAUUUUUAGUUUUGUAAAAAUGAGUAUGCAAAUAGAACCAGUAAGAGGUGUAGCUGGUGUUGUAAAUCCUGGUGGUGGUGGUGGUGUUAGUGAUGGUGGUGGAGUGAGAAAGUAUCAUCAACAACCACAUUCACAGAUCGGAACUGUUUCUCACUUGUUAGCUGGUGGUAUUGCUGGCGCUGUUAGUAAAACUUGUACUGCUCCAUUUGCUCGUCUCACUAUCCUUUUCCAGUUGCAAGGUAUGCACUCAGAUGGUAAGGCAUUGAGCAAAGCUAGUAUUUGGAAAGAGGCGUCACGAAUAGUAUCACAAGAAGGGUAUAGAGCAUUUUGGAAAGGGAACCUUGUUACAAUUGCUCAUCGUUUACCUUAUUCUUCAAUCAGUUUCUAUUCUUAUGAGCGUUACAAGAAGUAUCUAGAGACGGUUCCUGGAUUGGAAAGCCAUAGAAAGAGUGUUGGUGCAGAUAUUUCUGUUAAACUUGUAAGUGGUGGUUUAUCUGGAAUAACGGCAGCAUCACUUACAUAUCCAUUGGAUCUUGUUAGGACACGGCUUGCUGCUCAGACAAAUGCAAUUUACUAUCGGGGUAUGUGGCAUGCACUUCGUACCAUCUCCAGAGAAGAGGCUGCGUUUGGCCUGUAUAAAGGUCUUGGAGCAACGUUGUUGGGUGUCGGACCUAGUUUAGCUAUCAGCUUUGCAGUAUAUGAAACGUUGAGAGCUUCAUGGCAGUCAUUAAGGCCCCAAGAUUCUACAAUAGGCAUCAGCUUAGCUUGUGGCAGUAUAUCAGGCAUAGCAUCAUCAACAGCAAUAUUCCCUCUGGAUCUUGUGAGGAGGCGGAUGCAGGUGGAAGGCGCUGGUGGGACAGCCGCUGUCUAUAAAACAGGCCUUUUCGGGACACUGAGGCAUAUAAUGCGCACAGAAGGUCUCUCUGGUUUGUACAGGGGGAUAUUGCCUGAAUACUACAAGGUUGUUCCUGGUGUGGGGAUUGCAUUCAUGACUUACGAGACAAUAAAAAUGUUUCUUUCAAAAUCUACUUGUGCGGAUGCUGUUUAGGCCUUGUUGGGCCGAGUUUCUUUUACCAUACGUUUGUAGAAGAUAGAUCUAAUAUAACUAGAUAGGUAAGCAGAGAAAAGUAUUUUUGUAGUCCUGCCAAAAAUCUCCUGGGGUAACCUUUGUACUACUAUGUCGAACAGCAUUUUUCCUUGUACAUACGAUUUUGAUAGAGAGCUCGGUUGAAUCACAUUUCAAGUGCUUAUAGUUGGUUACUGUUUCCUCA
Molecule: messenger RNA, 1521 nt
Organism: Papaver somniferum (opium poppy)
Lineage: Eukaryota; Viridiplantae; Streptophyta; Magnoliopsida; Ranunculales; Papaveraceae
Product: mitochondrial substrate carrier family protein B-like
Exons: 7
Coding region: 270-1298 (342 amino acids)
Biological process (GO): transmembrane transport
Source: RefSeq, a predicted model, not a curated record